Thamnophis sirtalis is the source of this 1500-nucleotide messenger RNA. Lineage: Eukaryota; Metazoa; Chordata; Lepidosauria; Squamata; Natricidae. The record is from RefSeq and is a predicted model, not a curated record.
AUGAGGAACAACAUUUGGACUUGGGUGGGUGGUGGGCUCCCCUCACGCAAGGCCCUUUGGUCACUGUUGUCCUCUCUCGUCUUGUCUCCCCAGUCAGAAGAUCUCGGCGCCUGCGUCCAGUUUGAGAGCAGCCGCCAAAACCGCAGCAUGAUGCCGAGCAACAGCUGCGUCUUCCCCACUUUCAACCUGAGGAAGCCCUCCUCGGAGACGGACAUUGAGAACUGGGCCUCCAAGCACUUCAACAAGCACACCCAAGGUCUCUUCCGACGCAAGAUCUCCAUCGCGAACAUGCUGGCCUGGAGCAGCGAGUCCAUCAAGAAGCCCAUGAUCAUGACCAGCGACCGCAACGUCAAGAAGGAAGCCUGUGAGAUCUUCAAGCUCAUCCAGAUGUACAUGGGCGACCGGCGGUCCAAGACGGACCAGCUCAACGUAGCUCUGGAGAUCGCCACCAAAGGAUGGAGCAUGCAGGGCCUCCGGGAUGAGCUCUACAUCCAGUUGUGCCGGCAGACCACCGAGAAUUUCCGCUACGAGAGUCUCGCCCGGGGUUGGGAGCUGAUGUCCAUCUGCCUGGCUUUCUUCCCGCCCACGCCCAAGUUCCAUUCCUACUUAGAGGGGUACAUCUACAGGCACAUGGACCCGGUGAACGACACCAAAGAGUUCCUGGGGACAUCGAUGAAGUCAACGCUCUCAAGCUUCAGGUGGAUCAGUGGAAAAUCCCCACUGGCUUAGAAGACCCCCACGUUCCUGCCUCCCUGCUGAAGCUCUGGUAUCGCGAACUUGAGGAGCCUCUGAUCCCGCACGAGUUUUACGAGGAGUGCAUCACCCACUACGAGAAUCCGGAAGCUGCCAUCGCUGUCGUCCACUCCCUUCCCAGGAUCAACAAAAUGGUGCUUUGCUACCUCAUCCGUUUCCUCCAGGUGUUCGUGCAGCCGGGUAAUGUGGCCAUCACCAAGAUGGACGUCAACAACCUUGCCAUGGUGAUGGCCCCUAACUGUCUGCGCUGCCAGUCAGACGACCCACGGAUUAUUUUUGAAAACACCCGCAAGGAAAUGUCCUUCAUCCGGGUGCUCAUCCAGCACCUGGACACAGGCUUCAUGGAGGGAGUGCUAUAGCCCUUGUGCCAACAGGACCGGACCGCAGUUGGACAGCCAUCACCUGGAUCUCCUCCCGAAUCCCAAAGUCAGUCAGUGAGAACCAUUUUUUUCGAUGCGGCAGGAGAUGCCAACCUUGCGAAGCACCCGAAGAGAAAAGCUGUGGGCCCACUGACCUUGCCGUCUUGGCUAUGCCAACUUGGGCAUCUGAAGUUGCUCAGGAACCCCUUGGGGCCUGUGCGGACGGACAAAAUGAGGCUGCCUCUUAGUGGUCCCCUGGUGGACAACCUCCCAAGCUGGACUUCAUCGGGAGCAUCUACAUAAAUGGACAACCCGACACCAUUCGGGAGAAUUGUGAACCAAGGUAGAAAGGCCAGGAGGCCUCUCUACACUCCCCCCCCCCCCCAAA